This is a messenger RNA of Aspergillus steynii IBT 23096, 1106 nucleotides long. RefSeq names its product ketopantoate reductase family protein. The coding region runs from base 1 to 993 and encodes 330 amino acids. Gene Ontology annotation, molecular function: 2-dehydropantoate 2-reductase activity. The transcript has a single exon. Gene Ontology annotation, cellular component: cytoplasm. Gene Ontology annotation, biological process: pantothenate biosynthetic process. The record is from RefSeq and is a predicted model, not a curated record. Lineage: Eukaryota; Fungi; Ascomycota; Eurotiomycetes; Eurotiales; Aspergillaceae.
AUGCCCCUAAACAUCCUCCUCUACGGCGUCGGCAGCGUCGGCGCCAUAUACCUGCACCAACUGCAGCGCGCCGGCUGCACCGUAACCGCCAUCUGCCGGUCCAACCACGACGUCGUGGCGACAUCCGGCUUCACCAUGACCAGCGCCCUCUUCGGCACCGUCACCUACCGCCCCGACCACAUCUACCGAUCCGUCAGCGACAUCCCCUCCGACCAAGUCUUCGACUACAUCGUCGUCACGGCGAAAUGCUUCCCAGACAGUAAUCCCUCGCUCGCGGAGCAGCUCCGCCCCGCACUAACGAACCCGCCCCGCCGGACCACCGCCAUCGUGCUCGCCCAGAACGGCAUCGAUAUCGAAGCCCCCAUUGCCGCUGCAUAUCCUGACAACCCGCUCAUCAGCGCAGUGAUCUACCUCCCCGCGACGCAGACCGCGCCGGGGAUCAUCACGCACCCGGAACCGCUGAAUCAUAUCGAACUAGGCACGUACCCAUCCUCCGCGCCGCAGGAGCACGUCGACUCCGCGACUCGAUUCGCAGAGACGAUGCGGUGGGGCGGCGGCGAGGCGACCGUGUUCGAGGACAUUCAAGGCGCGCGAUGGAGGAAGCUAAUGGUGAACGCGGCGUGGAAUCCGAUCGGGGCGUUGUCUCUGUGCACGGACGGCGGGUUUCUAGUGACGUCGCCGUUUGCGAGGGACGUUGUUUGGGGUGUUAUGAUGGAGGUGGUGGCGUUGGCGAGGCGGGCGGGUGUGGAAGGGGUGGAUGAGGAGGCGGCGGAGAAGUUGUUUCAGAUUUCGAAGAGGCGCGCGGAGCUGGGGACGGGCAGGGCGUUGAGUAUGCUGCAGGAUGUGAGGAUGGGGAGGCCGUUUGAGGUGGAGGCGAUUGUGGGGAAUGCGGUGCGGUUGGGGAGGAAGUUGGGGGUUGAGAUGCCCAGGUUGGAGACUGUUUAUGCGUUGGCGAAGGGGAGGUAUGAUGUUAUGGUUGAGAGUGGGAAGUAGAUGUCUGAAGGGGGGUAACUUUUUGUAGAUAGAGUUAUAGAUCAUUGAUUGAGGAUAGAUGUACCUGAAACAACAGCUCCAUGGUAAAUGCCAACACAUAAAAAAACAUAGAC